CCGAGCUCGCGCCAUGUCCGCCUGCGCGCCGCGCGCGUGUUGCCGGCCGCGCGCCCCGCCGACGCUGCUCGACAUCACCGCGAAGAUAGUGGCCGCCGCCAUACCUUUUCAACGCAUUGAGGAGCGCUACGAGCGCAUCCCUGAACCAGUUCAGCGCCGCGUGGUGUACUGGUCCUUCCCGCGGGAUGAGCGCGACAUCUGCAUGUACUCGUCCCUGGCGCGGGCGCCGCCCGACGACCACCGCAACAUCGCCUUCUGUCGUGGCCUCAAACUGCUUGAGGCCGGCUGCGUGGAGAACGUGCUACAAGUCGGGUUCCACCUCAGCGGCGUGGUGCGGGCGCCGGCCGCCGUACCGCCGUGCUCGGAGCCCGAGAGACUAUACAGGGUCACUGUUUCUUUUGACAGGUGUAAGAUAACGGGCGUGACCUGCAGCUGUGAGGCGCGCGACAUCUUCUGGUGCCAGCAUGUGGUGGCGCUGGCGCUGUACAGGAUCCGGAACGCUGACUCCGUGCGGUUGCGAGUGCCUAUAUCAGAAACCCUACUCCAGAUGGACAGACAGCAGCUGCAGAAGUUCGUGCAGUACCUGAUAGCUGAGCACCACACGGAGGUCCUGCCUACCGCGCAACGGCUAGCGGACGAGGUGCUGCAGGCGCGGUCGGCGAUCAACCGCAUCUGCGGCGCGCCGGACCCUACGGCGGGGCCGCCGCCCGACGCGCACCACGCCUGGCACUUGGAUGAGCAGCAGGUCUGCGAACAAGUCCGGGCCUAUUUAUUGCAAGGGACUUAUUACAAUGCAAACAAGCAACUUAACUCAUUAUUUUCUAAGGUUAGAGAAAUGCUGAGAGCUCAAGACUCGAACGGGCCGAGGAUGCUCAUGUUAAUGACGGAACAGUUCUUAUCAGACCCUCGGCUUUUACUCUGGAGGAACCAGAACACACCAAUGACAGAAAAAUGUAGACAACUAUGGGAGCAACUGGGGGCUCUAUGGGUCAGCAUAGUACUAGAUCCAGGGAGCAAUAAACAUCACAGGAUACAGUGGAGGCAUUUGUUGGAGAAGUGGUCUGCUGUGGAAGUCUGCCCCACUGAAGACCCCGACUACAGAUCGUUUCCCCUGUACGCAAGAGAAAGAGAGAGAAACGAGAGGGAUCGAGACAGAGACCACAGAGACAGGGACCGAGAGAGACACAGAGACAGGGAAGACAGGGACAGAGAACGGCUGCGGGAACGAGAGGAGAGAGACAGGGAAAGACACAGAGAGAGGCAGAGGAGAGAAAUGCAUUCCCAUUCCGAAAGCUCAGAUGAGGAUUCUAGACCUAAUAAUUAUGAACGCGAGUACAGGAGAGCCAGCAAAAGACUAAGACUGCACAACCAGCGGCCGGCGCCGCAACUGACGCCGCGAACUGUCUUCCAUAAAGCCCUAGACGCAGUGGACAUAUCCUGGGAGAACGAACACCUGAAGUUCAUCCUGGGCAGCGAUGAGUAUACGGACCCUGAUAAACCAGAGAAGCCCGGGGGUUCCGCCCCCGCGCCUCCGCAGCCCUACCCGCGGUUCAACGAGCUAGGCCAGCCGUUGUGGCAUGAACAUUUGCCGGUGGUGGGCGCGCGCAUAGAGGCGUUGCGUGCGCACGGUCGCGCGCCAGCCGCGCUGCGCCUCGCCGUCAGCGCCGCGCGGGCCAUGCGCCACCGACAGGAGGUGGCCCGCCACAGAUGGCAGGAGGUAGGAGCGGGCGAAGCGUCAUCUAGCGGCAACAACACAUCCCCUUGCUCCGGCCCUGAAACCUGCUCGGGCAUGUGCGGAGACAGGGUCAAACUAUCUCUAGUCUGUGCGCAUAUGGACGCGGGGACCUGCCUACCCAGCGGUGCCACAUGUGCGCUGUCUCACUCGCAACGGUGUAUCGGGCGAGACAGCAGAUGUUGGACCGGCUGGACGUUGGAAGCGAUCUGGUGCGUGUAUGAGUGUCUGGCCGACGCGUGUCUCGCACCCGACGACCAGCGGGCCUCGCCGCGGCUACAUACUUACCUCGACGAGGAACCGAACACUGGACUACCGCCACGGUAUCAACACGUACCGGUGGCCGGUAGUAAAAACCCUGAGGAAACCUAUCUCGCUCUAGCACUAGAGGCUGCUCUACUCGGGCUUGGCGUGCAGAGGAUGCUACCUAACGGAUUGUAUGCGCAGGAGCGGUACUGUAAACAGGAGGAGCGACUGAUAGGGCAGCUGCAGCGCGUGGAGGGCGAGGCGGCAUGGGGCGUAUGUGCCCGCGUGGCGGGCGCGCUGCUGGCGGGCGGGCCGUCCUCCUGCCUGGGCGCACGCGUGCACCCGCGCUCGGCGCCCGCGCACACCUUCGCCAGAUAUCUGUUCCUGACGCUGCUGCCUUCCGAUCCUGAGCUGGCGUACCGUGUUGGCUUGAGGGCUAUGAGACUGCCGAUGGUAGAGGAGGCGUAUGCCCUGGGCGAGGCCGCGGGCGGUGCGGGGGGCGGGGGCGGCGCCUGGCACACGCUGCAGCAUGCGGAGCAGCAGCAGGCCGCACUCGCUAGCGCUCUGCUGGGCGCGGCCCGCGGCAGCGGCGGGCGGCUGCGCGCGGCGCUGGGCGCGGCGCAGCGGCACGUGCGCAGCGCGGCGCAGCUGUUCCGGCUGGCGCAGGACGCGCUGCGCCACGCCGCGCCGCCCGACGCGCCGCACCACCACCGCGACCUGCUGGCCGCCGCCUUCGAGCUGGGGCUGCAGGUGCUACGGAUGACGCUGUCCUCGGUGAACUGGCGGCGGCGAGAGAUGGUGCGCUGGCUGGUCACCUGCGCCACGGAACUGGGUCUUGACGCACUGCUCUCUAUUAUGCAAAACUGGUACGAGUUGUUCACGCCGACGGAAGCGACGGGCCCGGUAGCAGCGGCGGCCAUGUCGCACGCGACGGCGCUACGCCUCGGCCUCACCUUCGAGCAGCAGGAGAAGCUCAGCGCCUGCGCACGCACGCUCGCGCUGCAGUGCGCUGCUAAGGACCCGCCGGGCUGCGCGCUGUCGGCGCUGUCGGUGUGCGAGGGCUCGGCGGGCGCGUUCGAGGCGGCGUGCGCGGCCGUGGGCGGCGCGGCGGCGCGCGGCGCGCUGGCCAGCUCGCAGCUGUUCGCCGUGGCGCGCUACAUGGAGCAGCGCGGCCAGCCCGCACGGGCCAUGCGCCUCGCCACGCUCGCCAUGCGCAACCUGCAUCUGCACUACAACCAGGAUAGUCACCCAGCGAUAGCGGAUAUCCACUGGGCGGUUGCGCUGGCGCAUUCGCUGGGCAGGGCGGAAUUGCAAGCGAUGUUGCCGUUAUUAGUGAAAAAUGUUCAAUGUGCGCCCGUACUGUCGGACGUGCUGCGCCGCUGCUGCGUGGCGGCGGCGGGGUGUUCCCGCGCUAGGCCACCGCCCCCGCGCCCGCCCACACCGCUACGGCCGUUGCUGGAAGCGGCGUUACGGGCCUACGCCUCCACCACGCAUGCGCGCCUGGCACACAUCUCGCCGCGGCACUACGCGGACUUCGUCGACUUCCUCGCCAAAGCUCGCGACACUUUUGCGCUGGCGCACGACGGACCACACCAGUUCGCGGCGCUCUUACAAGAGAUCAAACUCAAGUACAAAGGAAAGAAGAAACUAAUGUUUCUCGUCAAGGAACGCUUCGGUUGAAAGCCUGUCUGUAGAAAACUAUACAAUGACACUAGCGCCACUCAUGCCACUGUGGUCGAACUUGGAACUAAUUUUGACAAGCCGCCAUAUUUUGUUUGUAUCAUAACGGCACGGCGCCGCCAGCUUCUGUAGCAGGUACCUACUAAAAUCCUAAACAAAUAUGUUGCCAUAUCAUAUUUGUUAAUAAUAAUAAAGCAACAACCAUAACAGCCCAAAAAAGCUAAUGAUAUAACCUGAAAUUUCUAGUUCUGUACAGGUUUUCUUUUAUUAUAACCAAGGAACCUUACAGCUGUCUUCCACAAUAUGAAACUGACAAUCAUUAGAAAUCCAAAUUCAUCUUUAACACAAAAAGUAUGUGAUGAUUCAGAAGACUAUUGGGCCGAGAUUUUGACAAUUGAUAAUACCCACAGAUCAUAAAAUAAUGCAAUGGACUAGUGGCGCCACAAUUACAUACAAAUAUGUAUGCCGGAAACCAAUAAGUUUCAUGGCUGCACAGCUUUGUCUUUCCGAGGUCUUUCCUCAUCGGGAUAAAAAAGUUUUAAAAAAUACGUUUCAUCCACUUCAUUUAAUUUGUAUGCUACUAUCGGAGACUGUUGAGGAAAUAAUUCGACAAAGUAAAGACUAGUUUUAGUGUUCUUUUUUAAAAUUCAAGUGCAAUUAAUUUUUAUUUGUUGAUUUGUAAUUGUAAAAAUGACAUCGUUAGAUAUUUUUUUUUUUGCAAUAGGGUGACCAUGCUACAGUAGAAACAGUUAAUAUUACCAUUACCUCAUGCGUGGUUACUGCCGGAGUAACCAUCGGGUACCAAACCAGUCUAUGCUAAAGUAUUAUUUUAUUUAAUGUUUAGCCCAUAACUGCCUCGUAAAUAUCAUUUUUACAUUGUAAGUAAAUGUAAUGAUCUCAAUGAUUCCAUUUGUGUAAAUAAGCUGUGUAAAUAUAGUAAGUAGUUAAGAUUUAGAAUAUAGUUAUCUUGAAACCCGCCGUUAAUUGUGAGGAGGACGCGUGUAAAAAGCACAUAGCUCUGGCAUAACAGUAUUUUUCAAUAUAUCAAAGAAGCGGCUUUUCACAAUUAGCAGGGGCGUUUAGUGAAUAAAUAGAACGCCAUUAUUAUAGCGUCCAAUAGAAAUUGAAUCAUUAUAAAGAAUGUCAUAACACCAAAGAAAUAUUAAAUAGGUAAAUAAGUCCAAGUGUGAGAUAAGCAAUGCCAUCUUUCCUUUCAGUAUUCUUCGAGUAUUCACUAUGUAUUACUAUUAGUUAUUCAUUUAUAACAGUUAAAUUAUAUUCUUUGUUGAGUGGAACCACUAUCAUCCCAGACUCUUUUACCUAAAAUAACAAAAAAAAAAUAUGAAUAUUUUUAUGGUAUAUGACACACUGUUUAGGCAAUUCUUACAUUAUUAUUUCUCUCAUUUUUCUUCUCUCUCAAAAAUAAAGUAGGUUAUAAAGAAUAUAACAUGAAGUGCAUUUAUAAAAAUAGAUAUGUUAAUAUUAAAGAUAUAAGCCACGUACGAAUAGUGUUCAGAAUUUAGCCGAGUUGAUUAUGAAUAGCUUGUAAACUUAGGAUGAAGGAAUUUUGUACUUUUGUGGUGUGUGAAAGGGUUGUGCAAAUUGACAUUUAUUUUGAUACUCUAAUACAAACCUGUUACCAGAUGAGCGUACCAUUCGACUGACCUUAUCGAUUUCACAAUUUAAUAAAAUAAACAUUGCCAACCCUGAAAUGUGUCAAAUCAACGUAUGUAAGAGAUUGAACUAUUAUCACAAACUUGAAAACAAUACCUAGUUCUCAUUAUGUUUGUAAGUGUAAAUAUUUAAAAAGAUUUUUUAGUAAGAGAGCUGAACUUGUAGCUAAACUUCCAGUAUCUUCCCUUUAUGAAAUUCGUAUUUCUACAAAGUAUUACGGAGUGAUCAGUAUGUUACACAAAUAAACAAAAAAACAAAAUAAAAAUACCGCUAGUAAUCAACAUAAUGCCAUGAUGUUAAAGUUAAGAUUUGGGCAGAUUAAUGUUAGAAUGUGUUAAAGUGGUUCUAAUUUUUUUACUACUCAAGACGUGAUUCAGAUGUUCUACUAUUAAUCUGCUUAAUGUAGCCAAAAGUACGUAGUGUACAUUAUUUUUUGUAUGGAAAUUUAUUUACGGUAGCUAAUAAUUCUUCAAUGAGCAAUAAUUUUGUAGCCUUUGCCGGUCUGUGGAGGAAUCUGCGCUUUAUAAGAUAAUGGUCCCAAUUCCUGCAGAUACCUCCUAAUUUUAUUUUAAGUUAUACUCGUCAUUUUAUUAUCCACCGAAAAGGAAAGGGACGGACGGAUGAUUGACAACUGUUAAUUUUAAAAUGAAUGAGUGAAUGAAUGAAUAACCCGGCCGAAUAAUAUGGGCAUCUCGCUGAUAUGCAAAUCGUUUGACGUGUGCUGACAACUUAAGUGUGUCAGGUUAUUGGCCAAUAUAAGGAUUUGGAAACGUUUUUUAAACUUCCGACUUGUGUUCCAUAACUUUUAUGCUUAUCGAUUACUCGUCCGUUUCCUUUUCGACGGAUAAGAAAAUUACAGGUAUAAAUUAAAAUAAAAUUAGAUGGUGUAUACUGGAAUGAGCACCAUUGACAAUUACUUAAGUUACAACACAAGAUAUGAACCUGAAAUAUAUUUUUAAAGACAAUAACAAUGUACGCUGUUUCUAUUUGUGUUUAUUUUUUAUCUUUUUCUAUAAUAAAUGUGAGCUCAAGUGCCUUCUGGCAAGUCCAAACACCCACAAACCGGCUCUCGUGGUAUCAUAUUAUUGUCUUUGCUGUAUUUUAAACUUGACUCAUCAAUCUCAAUAUCAUUUUGUAUUGUGUUGUACGUAAGACGUGGACACCCUUCAAUCCUGGAAUUAAGAAGGUGAUAAUUUCAAUAUAAAUCAUUGACAACAUGA
Pectinophora gossypiella (pink bollworm) is the source of this 6552-nucleotide messenger RNA. Its product is annotated as zinc finger SWIM domain-containing protein 4-like. Gene Ontology annotation, molecular function: zinc ion binding. Gene Ontology annotation, cellular component: Cul2-RING ubiquitin ligase complex. Lineage: Eukaryota; Metazoa; Arthropoda; Insecta; Lepidoptera; Gelechiidae. Bases 14 to 3658 code for a protein of 1214 amino acids. The record is from RefSeq and is a predicted model, not a curated record. The transcript has 23 exons.